Molecule: messenger RNA, 1629 nt
Organism: Otolemur garnettii (small-eared galago)
Lineage: Eukaryota; Metazoa; Chordata; Mammalia; Primates; Galagidae
Gene: B3GAT3
Product: beta-1,3-glucuronyltransferase 3
Exons: 5
Coding region: 219-1226 (335 amino acids)
Biological process (GO): chondroitin sulfate proteoglycan biosynthetic process; carbohydrate metabolic process
Cellular component (GO): Golgi membrane
Molecular function (GO): galactosylgalactosylxylosylprotein 3-beta-glucuronosyltransferase activity
Source: RefSeq, a predicted model, not a curated record
GGGACGGAAAAUCAACUUUAGGAAAGGACGCUAGAUGACCGGAAGUGGGUCUCAGGUGACACUGCCAGGCCCUGCUGUCAGGGAGCGGGUCGUGGAGCGCCAGAAAGGCGGGACGCAGGGCGGGGCCACUUCAGGGGCGGCGCCUACGGGCGAGCCGGGGCGGGGACCCCUUGUCCCCUCGCGGUCCCGCCCGCUUCGGGGCCCGCGGCGGCGCGGCCAUGAAGCUGAAGCUGAAGAAUGUGUUUCUCGCCUACUUCCUGGUGUCGAUCGCCGGCCUCCUCUACGCGCUGGUGCAGCUCGGCCAGCCAUGUGACUGCCUCCCUCCCCUUCGGGCAGCAGCGGAGCAGCUUCGGCAGAAGGAUCUGAGGAUUUCCCAGCUGCAAGCUGAUCUGCGACGCCCACCCCCUGCCCCUGCCCAGCCCCCUGAACCGGAGGCAUUGCCUACUAUCUAUGUUGUUACCCCCACCUAUGCCAGGCUGGUACAGAAGGCAGAGCUGGUGCGGCUGUCCCAGACAUUGAGCCUGGUGCCACGGCUGCAUUGGCUGCUGGUGGAGGACGCUGAGGGUCCCACCCCGCUUGUCACAGGGCUGCUGGCUGCUUCUGGCCUCCUCUUCACACACCUGGUGGUCCUCACACCCAAGGCCCAGCGGCUUCGGGAGGGAGAGCCAGGCUGGGUUCGGCCCCGUGGUGUAGAGCAGCGGAACAAAGCCUUGGACUGGCUCCGGGGCAGAGGGGUUGCUGUUGGGGGGGAGAAGGACCCGCCACCACCUGGGACCCAGGGAGUCGUGUACUUUGCUGAUGAUGACAACACCUACAGCCGGGAGCUCUUUGAGGAGAUGCGCUGGACCCGUGGUGUCUCAGUGUGGCCCGUGGGGCUGGUGGGCGGCCUGCGAUUUGAAGGCCCUCAGGUACAGGAUGGCCGGGUUGUUGGCUUCCACACAGCAUGGGAGCCCAGCAGGCCCUUCCCCAUGGAUAUGGCAGGAUUUGCUGUCUCCCUGCCCUUGCUGUUGGCUAAGCCCAAUGCCCAGUUUGAUGCUACUGCUCCCCGGGGCCACCUGGAGAGCAGUCUCCUGAGCCAUCUUGUGGAUCCCAAGGACCUGGAGCCACGGGCUGCCAACUGCACUCGGGUCCUGGUAUGGCACACACGGACAGAGAAGCCCAAGAUGAAGCAGGAGGAGCAGCUGCAGCGUCAGGGCAGGGGCUCAGAUCCAGCCAUUGAGGUGUGAUGGCGACCCCACCCUGACUACCACCUCACUUCAGGCUCAGACCUUGUGGGACUGGGCCCCAGGCCUGCCCAGGAUGUGGUUUUCCAAUCCUGACCCCUCAGAGCCAGAGGUGCCCGCUCCGCCCCUCCAGGCCCAGGGCCUGGCCUUGCUGCUUCUUUCCUCCCCCAGCCUGCCUUGUGGUACUAUCUACAGACUGGGCACAAGUGGCGUAUUGAGUUAGGUUGGCCCUGUCUGGGUGGUGCAGAAAGAUAGAUGGACUCAAGAGGGAGGGCAGCAGAGGAACUCAGUAAUUUAUUGGGGCUUGGCAUGCACUGGGGGGGCUGGAGGAGUUGGGCUAGACCCUCCCCACCUGAGCAUGCUGACCCCUCCCUCCUACCUCCAGAAUAAAGAAUCUCAACCUGGA